AUGGCGAGCCGCGACCCGGACGUGGGGGCGGUGUUGGGCCCCAGCGCCACGCUGCUGCGAUUGCAAGGCCUCUGGACCCCACCAGGGGGCGGCCGCACCGCUGCCACCGCCUUCGCUGCCGCUGUCUCGCUGGCACUCGCGUGCGGGCUGGUCACCAUGUCCCUCCUCAAGCUACUGAUGGAUCGUCCACGAGAACUCGAGGAGCUAGUCGCAUGCAUCUUCAAUGUGACAAUGCACGGCGAAAUGUUGAUCAAGUUGUUGUGCUUCGUUGCGCAAGGGCCAACCUUGCGUGAGCUAGUGCAACUGCUGUCCGAAAUUUGGAAGGCCAACAGCAGCAGUGAACGCAGUGAGGACAUUCGGCGUCGCUACCGAAGACUCGGAGACCGCCUGUUCCUGGCUCUUGUGGGGAUCACGAGCGUAACAGCGGUUAUUUGGGUGGCUUCCCCGCUGGUUCAUCUGGUCGUCAACAUGGACACUGAGGCCUCUUCCGGAAAUCCUCGGCCACUGCCGCUGCCUGCCUGGUUACCACUGGACAUCUACGCAUCUCCCACAUAUGAGCUACUCUACAUGAUGCAAGUUCUGUGCCUAAUAGUCCCGUCUGUAGCCACUGUAUCCUCUGACUGCGUCUUUAUUGACCUGAUGCUGAGGGUUGCUGCCGAGUUAGAGAUUCUGAACGACAACAUUUCUAGUUUGCGUAAAAUGAAAGUUUCAGCAAAAUCCAACGAGUACAUGUCAAGCAGUUUGGCCUCCGAUUUUGAGGUGCAUCUACAGCUUUCGAAGAAUGUCAAGCACCACCAGGCAAUUCUUAGGUUUGUAUAA
Schistocerca serialis cubense is the source of this 819-nucleotide messenger RNA. RefSeq lists its product as uncharacterized. The record is from RefSeq and is a predicted model, not a curated record. The transcript has 3 exons. Gene Ontology annotation, cellular component: plasma membrane. Gene Ontology annotation, biological process: sensory perception of smell; detection of chemical stimulus involved in sensory perception of smell. NCBI's taxonomy places the organism in Eukaryota, Metazoa, Arthropoda, Insecta, Orthoptera, Acrididae. Gene Ontology annotation, molecular function: olfactory receptor activity; odorant binding. The coding region runs from base 1 to 819 and encodes 272 amino acids.